This is a messenger RNA of Astyanax mexicanus (Mexican tetra), 7037 nucleotides long. It is a transcript of the gene ino80da, whose product is annotated as INO80 complex subunit D. The record is from RefSeq and is a predicted model, not a curated record. Bases 692 to 3688 code for a protein of 998 amino acids. The transcript has 10 exons. Gene Ontology annotation, cellular component: nucleus. Lineage: Eukaryota; Metazoa; Chordata; Actinopteri; Characiformes; Acestrorhamphidae.
CAGUGAGAAUGCACGUGGGCGGCUGUGUGAAUAGAAUGUGGAAAGUUUUCAGGUGUCCUCCCAUUGACAAACCUACUCCAUGCUGUAGCUGUGAGUGAGUGAGUGAGUGGUCAAUAAGAAAGCGGAGGUAUUCUGUCAGGCAGUGAGCGAUACAGUGAGAAGUUGGGCAGGCAUCAGAGAGGACGCGUGUGUCAAAUCAGGAUCAGAAAAUGUUCUGUAGGACACACUCUACCUGUGUACCUGCUGGAUAACUCAGGAUACGUUCUCGCCCACAACACUUGGAAAACUUAGUGAAAUGGAUGUACACGAUGGCUUAUUAUUUCGCCUGUUAAUACCUCCUAGUUCAACUUCCAAUAUGGUUGGAGAGGUUGUUGUCGAGCUGUGGGUUGUUGUCAUGUCCCCGCAGUGCCGAUAGUGGUGCUGUGUGGAGUCUACCGAGGACCGAGCUAAAUAAAACCCCAGCAGCCCGUACUUCCAAUGUUAGCCGUGGAUAAAAUACUUUUAAAUGCCUCGUUGCUUUAAAAUUCAUGGCGUACGACUUCAAAAAGGAGUAUUAUCCGUAGCAUAUCGAGUACCGAUGCAUAACCGGUGGCGCUGGUUACAUUAGGCAUUUCCACAGUCUAUCCGGAGCGAGUACCCCGUAGCGCCUAGACUAAUUGAAGCUGAUGUUUUCAAGGACCAGAGUCACGUGAUGUACGAGGGGAAACACAUACACUUCUCGGAGGUGGACAAUAAGCCAUUGUGCUCAUACAGCCCCAAGCUCUGCAAGCAACGCAGACUUAACGGAUACGCCUUCUGCAUACGACAUGUUUUAGAGGACAAGACAGCUCCAUUCAAACAAUGUGAAUAUGUGGCCAAGUACAACAGCCAGCGAUGCACCAACCCUAUCCCCAAAGCUGAGGACCGUAGAUACUGUAACAGCCACCUGCAAGUGCUGGGCUUCAUCCCUAAGAAAGAGCGCAAGAAGAAGCAGGAUGCAUUGGAGUCUGUAGCAUUGAACAUCACCGUUCCCUCUCUGGCUCUUAAAGCCACAAAUGGGCUGGAUGGCUUGCCUCCUUCGCCCACCUACACCCGCCUACCCCCCCUCACCCUUCCUGACACAGACCUGCUUGACCCCUUCGCCUUCUAUGAGGAGGACACAGAUAGAGGAGAGAAUGCUGCGCAGAAGAACGCCAUCAUUAAAAGAAAACCACAUAGUCGGCUAGUGCUUGGUCAGCAAGGGCCAACUCAUGAUACUGACCUUUCUGUACCCACUUCAGAAGCCUUCAUCCCCGUCACAGUGACCUGCACACUGCCCAGCUCUCCACAUCUACCACCCCCACCUCCACCACAACCACCUCUGUCAUUGCCUCCUCCUCCUUCUCCUCCCCCUCCUCCUCCUCUACCUCCUAUUCCUCCACCACAGCCACCUAGACUUCUCCCAUCCACCCCACAUGCAAUUCUGUCCCCGUACAUCCAGCAUUCGGAACCACAGGGUCUGCUAUGCAAGCCAAUCCCACCUCAGACUGGAGCCUCUCUGGUGCCCAGUGUGCCUCCGCCAACAGGCCAACAGACCCAGCCUCUCACUCGGAAACUCAUCCUCACACCCUCUGGUCAUCCACCUUCUGCCCAGGACUGCCCACAGCCCCGUCCAGUGGCAAUGAGACCCACUGCCUUCACAGCACCCCCUGCCUGCCUGCAGAGGCUUCAGCAUCUAGUGCAGCUCUGUGCCCAGAGACAUCGAGAGCAUGGAGACCUUUUUCCUCAUCUUGGGCUGGACUGGUCUGAAGACAGUGCGGAUGAGGAUGGUGAAUCAGAAGAAAGAAUUCCUUCAUCACCUCAAGCCUGGAGAUUACGGGAAGGGAGUCUUCACCAUCAUUUUCUUUCCAAAGGUACGGAGCCACGGCGGUCUCGGAUAGCUCGUUUGUGCACGUACCUGCAGGAGCGCUACAAGCACCUUUGUAGGGAGGAGAGAGCUGCCAUGCGUCAGAAAAGAUACAGAUAUGUCUUCAGGAAAGCUCUUCUCCACGCAGCCAGCAAAGACCCAGACUGCACUGGGGAACUUAUCCAGCAGCUUAGCAAAACCUCUCACACCUCUAACAGUUCUAGACCUGCAGGGCAGCAGGAAGUGGAAAAAGUUGUGUGUACAGGAAGCACCAAGGGUCAGACCUGCAACAACCCAGCUCUGCCUUUCACACGCCACUGCUUCCAACAUAUCCUGGUGAAUCGCUCACAGCAGCUCUUCUCCAGCUGCACAGCUCGAUUUGCUGAUGGACAGCAGUGCUCUGUCCCUGUCUUUGACAUAACACACCAGACGCCUCUCUGUGACGAACAUGCUAAGAAAAUGGAUAAUUUCUUGCGUGGGGACGGAAACAGGCGAGUGCAGCAGCAGUUGCAUCAGCAGCAACGGCGACCGCGCAAGAAGAGUAAACCACCAGCACUGACGAAGAAACACAAAAAGAAAAGAAGGAGAGGACCACGGCGUCCACAGAAACCUAUCCCUCCUGCCCUGCCACAGGGCAACCUGCCCAUGCCCCCCACAUUGGCACUGCCCACUCACCAUGCUAGCAUCAGGAGUCCCUCCACAUCUGACCUUGGUGCAGAUGAGCUUCCUGAUGACAUCACCAGUGACAUAGCAGACAUUCCAAAUGACUUGGAGUUAAAUCAGGAAGACUUCUCUGACGUGCUGCCCAGGCUGCCUGAUGACCUGCAGGACUUUGACCUGUUUGAAGGUAAGAAUGGGGAGUUGCUACCCACUACAGAAGAAGCAGAGGAGUUGGUGCGAGCACUGCAGGCAAUGGGUUCAUAUCCGGAUUCACUGGCUUGUUUGACCUCUAUGGGCGAGCUGGCCCCAGCUGACGGAGUUGAUCACCGCACUAUGAGCGUCUUCUCCGGAUCAGGGGUUACGGCAGCAGGCAUGGGGGACCUCCUGAACGGCCGAAUAGCAACAGACAACUUUUCCAGUUUGGAACUAGAGGAUAAUCUCCUUCACACCUCAGCAGAUGAUCAUUUUCCUCCCUCCCCAUCUCCGCAGCCACCUUCAACCUCAGACCCAACAGCGGUGACCCCUGCAGGCCCCAACAGCACACUGACAGAGCGAACGUUCACUCACCCUACUCUCUCUAAAGCUGAGCAUCCUCUGCCCUCUCCGCCAGGCAGUCAUUACAGCAGUGAGCAUGUGCCAUCGCCCUACAGUGACCAUAUGUCCUCCCCCCACACUGGCUCCUAUCAGGCAGAGCCUCCUCUGAUGCUGGAGGUACCUCUUGGCGGCUUACCAGGUGCUCCUCGAGCCUCCUGGAGUAACUUACCACUCGCACUCACAGAUCCAGCACAGUUUGGUAACCUCUUGACACCUGACACUCACCUCCUCUCCACCUCCCUUUCCACACCUCCCUCUAACCCACACUCAGCAGCACUUCAGCCCACUGCAGCACUGUCUGCCCUGCCCCAGCCAGGCCUCACUUCACCCCCAGCACCCUCUAUGUCCCCCUCGAACUCUCCCAGAGACCUGCUCGCCUCCACUCAGCCCAAACUCCAGCUCCCACAGUUCAGUGCAGCCUUUGGCCACCAGCUGGUCUCUCACAGCGGUAUCCCUAAAGACCUCCAGCCCAGCCACAGCUCCACAGCACCCCCUACAGGCUUCACCAUCGCCAGUGCCACUGCUGCAAGUGCCAACAGAGCAGCUCCUCCUUUCCAGCAAAGCAAGUGAAUAGAAAAGGCAGGCCUGCACACAAACCAAUAGCAAAGCUUUAUUCAGGGUUCAGUCGCAGUGCGCUUCUGCUGGCCAAUAUAAGUCUUCUGUCACUGUCUACCAAGUGUCAAGAAAUGUGCAGUUUUUGUAAGAACAUUUUAGUCUGUCUAAAAGAUUAAAUAAAUAAAAUAAUGAUAAUGGUAGGCCUGUCACGAUAAUUACAUUAUUGACAAAAUGUGGACAUAAAUUUCAUAAUUAUUGUCUAUUGUGUUGAGCUGCCUGUUUGUUUAUACAUGAAUGGAGGUUGUGCAUAUUUUAGCCAGUCACCAGUCACAUUAAUUUGUCUUGCCUGCUUUCUGUCAGAGGUGGGGGCUCAAGUCUGUGAGAAUCGGCAUCAUCUGUGGUGUAGGAACAUAUUGCUUUUUUUUUUUUUUUUUUUUUUUGAAAAAACAUUUGAAAUUAUUCUGCAAACUUAUAGGCUUUGCAAAUCAUUGAAAAAUGUUUACCUUAUUAUUAUUCUUAUUAUUAUUAAUAAUAAAUGUUAUAAAUGUAUACAUCAGUAUAUCAGUGCCAUAAAAUUUUUUAAAGAUGAUAUAAUAUUGUUUAUUACAAUUAUUUCUGGGACAGCCACAAAAAAUAGUUAUUGUGACGGGCUUGCCAUCUGAAAAAGAUUUUAAACACAUUAAUUAAAUAUAAAAUAUAUAAUUUAUUAUUUCCGUUAUUAGCUCAUGCAUUAGUGAACUGUUUUGUUUAGUUGGCUUGUGUGCAGAGCCUCUGUGUUUGUUUAUGUGAGGGUAAGUGUUCAGAACUGUAUUGGGGAGGAUGAUUUUUUUUUUUCUUUUUUUUUUCUUUUUUCUUUCUUUUUUGAAGAGACUCUCCCUAUCAUGAUGACGUUGUCGUUGUUGUGCCGAGUUCAGUGUCUCUGACUCAUUCAGUGACCCCAAUUUAACGCAAAUAUGUCUCUUAGCUGUCACCAUGUUACUGCCUCACCUACAUCAUUGCUUCCUCCGUUACUCACCCAUCUCUUCAUGCAAGGGUUCAUUGAGUGGAAAUGGAUAGCAGUAUAAGUCUCAGUGUAUCUCUGGUCUAUACUACUCCAUUCACAUCUCUGUUUAAAACCCUGAUCACAGUGAGGGCGCUUCUAAUAAUGACACAAUCAGCCAAACGUCUUUUAACCUGGAGAUUUUAUAUUGCACUGUACAUAUUUAUUGUUUUAUCAGCUUAUGCAGACACUCAGAUGAAAAAUCUAACUCAGUGGACCUAGCCUGGGCUGUAGACUUUUCCUGUUCAGAGACCUCACAGACAGCUGAAGAGAAAACCUGGUUACUCAAAGCAAUAAAACACAUCAGCAUAUUCUUUCAUGCUCACAGUAUUGAACUGCGUGUCAAGUCAAGAAAAAUUGUGUACCUCAUAGCACCUAGACUGCUAGCUCAUGCACUGUGGAAGUGUCGGUCUGUGGAAAAACAAAAAAAACGAAUAAAAGCUGAACUGUUUAUUGGUCAUAGCAGAGCUAAAGCUAGGCUGUGUUAUAUUUGUUUCGAUAUUUAAAAUAAUUUUAGUAUAAAACCAAUAUGGAACGCUUACAUAAAUUAUGAAAUAGCUUUUAUAUUUGACGAAGUGGAAAAGAAAAUGCAUAUAUAAAACCGAAGUUUUCACCAAAUAUAUGUGGAUGUUGCUCUUUAUGGUGCUUAAUAUUAGGUUUAGAUUAAAACAGCCUAGUGAGGUCUCUCCUUUCUCCUCAGCCAAGAGCAGAGCGGUCUCUUUUAAUAGACACAAGGAACACAUGGAUGAAUAGUUAAUCAUAUCACCUUAAAUUACCCUGCCCCUGCUGUGCUGGGUGGGACCUAUGGUGCAAUUUUUAUGGAGCAGGGCUGUGUUCAUAGAUGCCAACAUUGUCUCCUCAUCAGAUUUUCACAGUAAUCUUCAACCAGGCACUAUACUGUCUGCUAGCCAGCCCAUUCACUAAACUGCAGUAGAGUCUGCAUUGCAUUAUUCAACCUGAAACUGAGAAGCAGCACAGGGAAAUUUAUUCUUUCUCCCAAUGUGAUCCUGGCCUAUUAUUUCUUAUUUUUAUUCUUCAUCAGCUAUGACGGUAAAACAUGGGGUUUUGGUAGAUUUUAGAAACAGAAUGAUUGAUUAUCGCAUAUUGUCAUGUGUUACUAUUAUUAUUAUUAAUAUUAUUAUAUAGAGUAGGAAUUGGGUUUUAAUGGUGAGGUUAACUCAAUGACAGUGGACUGACUGGUUAUGAGGUUUUAAAAAAAGAAAAAAUAAUUUGCAGAAGACCAAGUGGAGUUCUAGUUUUGUGGUGUACCCGUCACUAGGUUUAAUGGCUAUCAAAUUUCUAGUGAUUAAUAUUUAAAUUAAUUUAAUGACUAUUGUUUGUGUAGUCUUGUAAUUUAUUUGGACAAAAAGACUGUGAUUAUGUCAGUAUUUUUGAUAGCUAUUAAAAUCCAGAUAGCAGUUAUGGCUGCAAGAUUGGUGUUUGCAUGAAACAUGAACAAAAUGAAGAAAAAAAGACACAACUUUGACCUGCAUUGUGACGUAACUAGCUGGAUUCCCGAUGGAAGCUUGUGUCCAAAGAGAAAGAAAGCUAAUUAAGAAUGCCAUUGUGAUGAUAAGUAAGCAUACUGGAACAUGUUUGUCCUUUUUUGUUUGUUUUUGCACAAAUCAAAAUUGAAGCAUACUUAUUUUAAUUGUUGUCCAUUUAUCACAUGGGUCACCUCUCAGUUGUAAUCGUGCUGUUGUAGCAUCAGUGAUUUCCAGCACAAGCUAGUGUGUUCUAGUAGUGAAUCAAGGCCUGAACCAAGCUCCGCCUUCUGGAAGAGCAAAGAGAGAAUUUACCAAUUUAUCGAUUUAUUGGUUCAAAGAAAUUAUGUGAGCAGAAAACACUCAGAUUCUCAGCACCUUCUCCUGUCUGCCUGUAGUCACACUAAUCUAGGAUUUGAAUUAGCUGGAACAUUACUCACAAAGAAGGUGGUCCUGCUGUAUUUCACUUAAAGCAUGAGAAGAUUUACUGCACAAAGAAACUUCAGUCAACCCUCUAAAGCAACCCGUCUUCAGGGCUCUGUUGGCACUCGAACCUGCUUGAAAUCUGAAAGAUGGCUGACAAAUUCCUAUACUCAUUGAAUGUACUGUAUAACUGUUUUUAAAACGAUAGGAUGAGCUAAUAAUAAUCUAGUCACCUUUUGUUAUUGGUCCUUGUUUAAUUUGUCUAAGGUAUUUUUUUUGUAUACAAAGUUUACAUUUUUAUGUAUAUUUUUCUUGUACAAUUAUGUAAUAUGUGUAUAAACAUUGUAUGUAAUAUCUGUAUAUAGUGUGACCAUUUGAUCUUUGUUUUUGGACGUAUGAAUAAAACUUGCUGUGCGGA